AGACCGUUAUAGAAUGAUCAAUAGUUUCGAUGAUGGAAUAUGAGCCAAAUUCAUCAAAAAACGAAGUGCAUUUAAAUAAUAGAUUAUAAUUCUUGGCCUCUUUUGGCGUAAAUCUUCGCUCAUCAAAAUUACUAGUUCCGCAUGAGUCACUUAGAAGUGUAAAAAUUAACCAGAGGAUUCGAAUCCAAACUGUUCGCCAAAAGCAGGUACGUGAGGCACAGAAGGAAUGGUAAAGCUGUGGAACCCUGUCGAAGAAAACGUACGACGACGUCUGUUUGACGUAAUCAUUGGAAAAACUGGGAACUUCUCGCGUAUAUGGCUACUGCAGCAUAUUGAUUUUCCGUCGGUGUUAAAUGAGUGUCGUCUGCAGAUUAAACAGUAUUUUAAUGGGCCUUGUGGAGCUGUCGCUGCUAUUCAGGCAUGGCUUGUGAAGAAUCUGUUGUUUGAAAAAAUUCGUUUACGGCCGACUUCAAAUCAAAUCGAGCGAUUAGCUGAGCUACGGAAACAGGCACUCAUUAGAGCACUCACUGACAUCUUGUGGAGGGUAACUCCAGGACAGAAAGGCCCGGUUCGUCUUAUAGUACCAUUUCCUCCCGAAGGCGACGUAGAAGAAAAUCAGUUUUAUGCUUCCUGGAUGUUUGCUCAAUUUGAAUCUCCACUUGAGUUGAGAGCCGCUAUCGAGAAGCACUUCGAUCGAGUCUGCCGAUACGGAAUGGUCCCGUUUCUAUCCUCGAUGGUCUUUAGCCGUGGGCCGGACCGUGUGCAUUUGGAAGCUGCAAAAGAUCUCUUGGUUGAUCCUACAGAUGAAGAUUGCUUUCAGCCACUAGUUAAUCUCAUCGUUACAGGUCGAGCCGUGUCGAAUGUUUUCGAUUCGCCGAGGCCGUGCACAGAAGAUGACCAUCCCAAACGAGGACGAUAUGGUAUCAUUAAACGGUCACCAUUGGGUUUCAUGACCAGCGUGGAACUCACGAACAAUUUUUUCGCUGUUGGUCGGAAUCUCAAGUUUCCCAAAUACCCUAUUUGGGUCAUUCAUGGAGAUUUCCAUUACUCCGUCCUUUUCUGCGACGAACCAAGGGUCAUCAAGGAAGAUCCGAAAGGUGAUACGUUUUACUGGUACACAGUUACCGCUCAUAGAGGAGUUCUGCUUAAUAGGCAAUAUACUGUUAAGCUGGACAUUAAACAGAGUCUAAGUAAACGUUCUACAAAGCUCGAUCGAAACGUUACCGUUCUUCGCGACUGUAUGCAGAUAAGAUGGCCGAAAGCAAAGAUGAACGUCGAAGCCAUGGCAACGGAACGCAAGAUUCGCCGUCGUGACGAUUUCUCAGAAAACACGACGUCAUCUUCGAGUUCAUUUUUGUUUUAAAUGCAACAAAGUUUGCUCCCGCUACCUCUGCUACGGCCAGUACAACCACAACUGGCAAACACAGCCAUUUGCCGUUGUCAGAGUGUGUUUUAAGGGCAGCUAAAGGAAACCUUCUGGUAGAUGUGGACUCCUCUGGCGCCACACCUUCGUAGUCCGAGUCCGGGGAUCAGAUAAUGUCCGGAACUGCUUUCGCUUGCCCUCAACUUGGGUGCUAGACAAAAUACCUUGUGCUAAUGGUUGUUACCGUCAAGCACGUGCCAUGUCCUUCCAUCAACUGGCGAAUAUUUUCAUCCGAUAAGGCAGUUGAAAAUCGAAUAUGGCUACCUUUUCGCACAAAUUGAGGUUACGUUCAAAAUAAAACGGGCGAUUAUCUUUAAAUUGGCCUACGUUUACGGCUACAUAAAUGCAAAUUCUCCUU
Varroa destructor (honeybee mite) is the source of this 1781-nucleotide messenger RNA. Its product is annotated as putative ubiquitin carboxyl-terminal hydrolase MINDY-4. NCBI's taxonomy places the organism in Eukaryota, Metazoa, Arthropoda, Arachnida, Mesostigmata, Varroidae. Gene Ontology annotation, molecular function: K48-linked deubiquitinase activity; cysteine-type deubiquitinase activity. The record is from RefSeq and is a predicted model, not a curated record. Gene Ontology annotation, biological process: protein K48-linked deubiquitination.